Molecule: messenger RNA, 2637 nt
Organism: Dreissena polymorpha
Lineage: Eukaryota; Metazoa; Mollusca; Bivalvia; Myida; Dreissenidae
Exons: 2
Coding region: 169-2637 (822 amino acids)
Molecular function (GO): hydrolase activity, acting on ester bonds
Source: RefSeq, a predicted model, not a curated record
CCGGUUCGACUUGGCCGUUCGGACCCCAAAUGCGGUGACUUCUGGGAAAUGGUCUUCAGUUCCGGUUCUGCUAUUCUUAGACGAUUCUGUUGUAUUUACGUUCUCCUUGGAAAUCCAAGAUGUCCUGGGUGAUCCUCAGUUCAAGUGAUCCAAGCCAGCGACAGAGCAAUGGCUGGAGUUGGUUAUCGUGUUGAUGGCCGGAACAUCUUCUCGGAAGUAGAAGAGGCCAAUGCAAAGGGGGUGCUGUGGGUGUCCGGAAGAGAUUUAAUAGUGGAUCUGGGGACAAUGCGGCCAUUGGAUCAUGGUCGUGUCCAGGCUGCGGUGGAGGGACAGGUUAAGCUUGCUCGCAGAAGGGGUAAGAAUACCUUUGUGGCAGCGGUUAGGAAGUUCGGUCACUUGAUCCUCAGCGAUGAGUUUAUCGCGAGGGUUUUGAGUGUGCCGAAGAAGCGGAGGACCCCUGGAGGGUCAAUCUCUGAUAAGUCGAGGCGGGUGAUGGUGGUGCCCGGGACAGCAGGAGUGCCGACUCGGGUACCAUGCAUGGAAGAGUUUCCGCCCUUGUCGGUCAAGGCAGAGGUCAAAGUGGAGGGAACCUCGGUCGGAGAGGCCAUACUCAUCUCGGAUUCAGAGGUGGAAGUGGAAGGUCCGGCCGAAGUUCCUCCGGAGUCUCGGUACCAGGAGGGUGCUGAUACUGUUCGGCUUUCCUCAGGGGCUGAGGACUCCAGUGGAAUGAUGGGCAGGGAGGAAGGCAAUGGGGUGAGCGUGAUGAUGGAGUUGGCUCCGACCGGAAAAGACACAGGACUCGAUCUCUCUGAGAUGGAGGUGGAUAUUCCGGUUGGAGAGGGUCCCGGUUCGUCUUCAGUUGUGGAGGAAACUGGGGGUCAGAUAUUGGAGUGGAGGGGUGCUCCAGCUUGGGCCGGUUCUGACUUUAGAGCAGGCCCAAGUGAGGAGAUAGGCCAAGAUGGAGGGAGGUCGAGGGCGAGAGAGAGGGAAAAGGUUCCUGGGGGAUCGGAGGUCAGAGACCGAUCUAAGUCCCAGUUGACGGAAGAGUCUCCGGUGGAAGGGAGGAGGAAGGAAACUGGCAAGGAAUGUCCCAUUUGCCACAAGCGGGUCAUAUUUCGACGCAAGCAUGUAGAGGACUGUCAUUUUCCAACUGUCUUCCGAGGUCGGACAUGGGACAAGCCGCAUUUGGAUGGUGUUAGACUCUCGGGGGUCAUGUGCAUUAUCAAGAACCUGGGUUUCAGGUCUAUUGAUGAGGCCAUGAUUUAUCUCCAUCGGUUACCACUAGCCAUUCCGGCCGAUUCCUGUCUGUACGAGCGGGACAGAGAGAGGAUGGAGAGAAUAUGUCGGAGGUUCCUCUGGCAUGUUCCGGACGAGUUCCAUGUCCCACGGGUGAACUCGCGCGCUCUCCUGUUCCAUUGGAGAGUGUUAGCCGCCAUGCUGUAUCUUGGGGAUGAGAGCCUUCGGGCUAACUUCUUUAACCAAAGAUUCAAAUGGCGGGGAGGGGAUCCCGUGAAAGACUUGGAGCAGGUUCUUGGUAGGGCGGUAGUGACCCAAGUGUCUGGGACGUGUCCGCCAGAGUCGAGUGUUGAGUCUGGGAGGGUCAGGGUGGAGGUGAGAGAGGCGGAGGUAGUCCCAGAGUCUGGGAGGGUCCAGUCGGAGGUGAGAGAGGUGGCCGUUGCCCCAGAAUCUGGGAGGGUCCAGUUGGAGGUGAGAGGAGUGGCCGUAGUCCCAGAGUCUGGGAGGGUCCAGUUGGAGUGUGAUAUGGAAGUGUUGGGGAGGGAUGUGGUCCAAGAGUGGGAGUGCUCUAGGAAUGUAGUACCUUCUGCAUUCGAUAGUCACUUCCACUUGGACCGGAGUGGUCGAGUGCUCCAGGUUUAUUCACUGGAGAGGUUAAUAGGGCAUGCUGAGGGGCCUGUCCCGGAAGUGCCAGUGCAGGUGAGUGGUGGAGUUGCCGUUUUCUGCGAUCCUGCCACUUACCCAGAGGUAUACCCUUGUGCACCUGGUUUCGGGUCGGCCGUUGGGCUGCAUCCGAAAAAACCUCAUGCCAGUGUUGAAGGAGCAGUGAGAUUGGUAGAGGAGGAGUUGAGAAAGGAGGGGGUGGUGGCUCUGGGGGAAAUAGGUCUAGACUGGACCACACUUGAACAGGAAUGGCCCUUGCAGGAGCGCAUGUUUGUGGGGCUGCUGGAGCUGGCUUGUCCUAGACGGCCAGUAAUUUUGCAUCUCCGGGGGCAGGACAGAUACUCAAGUGAGGUUAGUGCCCUCGCCCUUCGGUUGAUGCGAGAAAACACCAGUCCCACACAGCGGAUGCAUCUGCACUGUUUUGGUGGUAAUCUGGAUCAGGUGCUUGGGUGGUCGACGGCUUUCCCUCGGUGCUACUUCAGCAUCGCUGGAUCAGUUGCCAAGUUCGACGAGAUACAGCGGGCAGCUGUGCGAAGGAUCCCUCUGAAUCGUCUGUUAGUAGAAACUGAUUCGCCAUACCUGCGGGUACAGCGACAGUGGCAUAACACUCCAGCUUAUGUUGGAGAAGUUGCCCGGAAAGUUGCACAGAUCCGACAGACGACCCUUGAUGAAAUUCUCCAGGCCUCGCUGGAGAAUGGAAGGUUGCUCUAUAACCUGUAUGGGUCGUCCGGCGGAUAA